Molecule: messenger RNA, 2586 nt
Organism: Cyclospora cayetanensis
Lineage: Eukaryota; Apicomplexa; Conoidasida; Eucoccidiorida; Eimeriidae
Product: AF4/FMR2 family member 4
Exons: 5
Biological process (GO): regulation of mRNA splicing, via spliceosome
Cellular component (GO): spliceosomal complex
Molecular function (GO): RNA binding
Source: RefSeq, a predicted model, not a curated record
AGCAGCAGCAGCAGCAGUCGCAACACCAGCAGCAGCACCAGCAGCAAGUGCAAGGCGGAGUCACUCACGCCACACCUGCUGCAGAAGUGCCUCGGAAUCCCUGCGGAGCUCUUGAGAUUGGAUGCCUCGGAAUGCUACCGCCUGAUCAGCAGCAACGGCAGCAGUCCCAGCAGUGCAAAGCGGCCAUGCAGCCACACAGCGUCUCCCGGUCGUAUGUACACCGCAGGAUGCCCUCCGCUGCCUUUCUCGCGUCCCCUGCACUUUGUCGCUGUCCCGCUGGACUGCCCCCACGCAGCACGCGUGGGGUGUCUCUGCACCCCUGCAGCAGCAGCGGCUCUUCUUUCGAAUGUGUCGGGGCAUGCAUGCGCCUCGACAGCGGCUGUAACAGUGCCAAGUGGCCCCCCGAACGGCAGCGGCAAAGGCGGCGCAAGCACCUACCGGUGUGCUGAAUGCGGUGGAUGGCUGUAUGAACGCUUCUACCCUUGCUACUAUCCGGUGAAUGCAAAUUGCAUCGGCUUCGGUGCGCCUGAGGACGUCGGAGCCUUUCUAGCCUCUGUUGCAGGUUCUGGUGUUGUUGCAUCUCGCAUAGGGGUCGACCGCAAGCCUUCCUCUACUAGGGGAGACUUCGUGGAGGCUCCUGUGCCCCUCAGGGGAAAGCCGCAUGUGCACGGAGCCCUCAUGGUAUCGCCUUCCUUCGCCUAUGCGGCAGACGUUGCGCUUGCGCCAUACAUAGCUCUCAAGGAUGCGGGCUGCCGGAUCCAAGUACUGCUAGAAUGCUUGGUGCACCCCUUAGGAUUUUCUCCCUGGCCGCGGUGUAUGUACACCUCAGAGCAGCACGACAGGGACCUCAUAGAUGGCAGUCGGAUGGCGUCCUCGGCUGCUGCAACGGCAGCAAGGGCAGCAGCAGCCGCCUUCUUUAGCCGCGCUGACGAGCUCACAACCCGUGGCAUCUGCCCUUCACCGGUGAUUGCUGCAACAGUCCAACAGCCGAUGCAGCAAAGGCAGCAGCAAAGGCACAAGUGGAAAGAUGUAGUGCCCCCCAGUCGUGCAAGUCACUUCUUGGAAUGGCGCGUAACUGACACCGCAGCGCUCGUACCGUGUCGGUUGCUGCUUUCUGUCAUCCGACAAGAAAGCAUCAACAGCAGCAACAACAAGGGGGGGGGCAACAAUACUCGCAACGUAGCGGAUGCUCUGCAGGCGGACUUGCACCAGCUGCUGCUGCCGCUGCUGCCAGCGAUGCCAGAUCUCACCUCCUUUAGAGUCACCCCUAAAACAGAGCGAACAACCCCGAGCGAAGCAGCCGCUGCAACAACAACGGCACCAACAGCGAAUACUGCCGAGAGGGCAACAGCUGUUGCUUCUGUACUCUUGCAAGAAGCGAGGCACCCUGCAACGAAGAAUGAGCUGCAGCAGCAGCUUCAGCAGCAGGAAAGGCAGCAGCAGCAGCAACCCGAUCCUAUUCGGGUUGAAUACAAGUCAACACGUGCGCAGGAGCAGCAAGAGGGGCAGCAGCAGCAGCAACAGCAAGAGGGGCAGCAGCAGCAGCAACAGCAAGAGCAGCAAGAGACGCAACACAUGCAUAUACGCGUUAAGUCUGAAGCUCCCGACGUGUUCGAGCACUGCAAAGCGAAGGUUUGUGUUCCCGCCAACGCGGCCGAUGAGAAUUUCCCUUCAUCCCCAAACACACAAAUUAGCAGCACUCUGAACAGAGCUGCUGCCGCCGGUGAGGCAAGCAGCAGCAGUCGGGAAAUGCUCACCGCACGCCAAAUGAACAACAGCAGCGGGCUAUUAUGCAAGGCCCCUGUUUCAGCUGACAUUGAGGAGAAGCAGACAAACGAGCUACAGCCAGAAGCACGUGCGCGGGAAGAUACGAAACAGCACGAGCAUCAGAAAGAGGAGCAGCAUAAAAAGCAAGAACAUCGCGGAUCGCUGCUUCUGGGGUUGAGUGACGAUGAGGAAGAGGACACAACGGCUCUCCUCAAAAAGCUUCAAAUGCCACGUCAAGAGCUGCGACAAAGGCAACAGGUAGAGCACGCGCAGCGUCAGCAGGAAAAGCACGAGCAUGAGAAGCGCCUGCAGAAAACGCAGAAGCAGGAGGAGCUUCUCAAUGACUUAGACGCGCAGAUCAAACAGAAAGAGGAGCGGCUGCGUGCCUUGCAGCGGGAGCUUGAGAGACGCGAGGAGCAACUGCAACUGCAGCUGCAGCAGAAGCCGAAGCAGCACCCGCGGCAAUCCAUUACGCAACAAAAGGAUGCGGCCUUCCAGAAGCGGCAGAGAAGACCUCUUCCCAGUAGCAGCGGCAGCGCUUCGGAUAGGAGUGAUGCUGUCAGUACCGACACACGAAAGCGUCUCAAGGCAAGUUCUCAGAAAACGCGGCAGCUUCGCUGCAGCAGCUCUUCCAGCAGAGACAGCAGCACCGACUCUACUGGCAACAACAGGUCUCGUCGCAAGAGCACCAGCACUUCCAGAAAGGACAGGCAGCAGGUGAACGAGGAGGAGGUUGCUUACAUUACGUUUCUGAGCUGCGGCGUUUCCGCAGCCGACACAAAACGCCUUGACGCGAAGCUGCAGGAGCUUUCAGCGUAG